CUUUAACUUGGCACCUAACUCCUUGAACUCCCUAUGCAGAACUUCAUCACUCGUCCUCCCCAUGUUUUUGGUACCUACGUGGUCCACAACUUCUGGCUACUCACCCUCCCGCGCAAGAGUGCUGAGGACUUGAUCUGUGAUACCCUGGACCCUGGCAGCUGAGAAUCUUGUUCUUGCCCACAGAACCUCCUAGCUAACAAAUCCCUGUCCCCACAGCUUGCCUCUUUUUCCCCUUCCCUUCUAAGUCAUAGAGGCAGGCUCAGUGCCAGAGACCCAACCACUGAGAUUUUCCUCAGUAAGGUUAUCUUUCCAUCCUUCAGCAGUAUGCAAAGUGAUAUACCUGUUGUUGAGGGGGAUGGCCACAGGGAUACUUUGCACUGGCUCCUUAACUCCUUUCCCCUACCUGACGGUUACCCAGUUUCCUGUGUCCUUGGGUGUAAUUGCCUCUCUAAAUGUCCUGUCUGCCACCUCCCGAAAGAUCUGGAGCUCAUUCAGGUCCAGCUCCAAAUCCUUAACGCGGUUUGUUAGAAGCUGCAGCUAGAUGUACUUCUCGUAGUUGUUGUCAUCAGGGACACCCGAGAAGUGCCUUCCCACAUCCUGCAAGGGAGCAUUAAACCAUCCUGCCUAGUAUCUCUAGUGCCCCUAGCUAAACAGAUAUAAAGAAGAGAAAAAAAGAACUUGAGCUUUUCUUUUCUUUUUGCUUUCUCUGACUGAAGCCUCUUUGCGGAAGCCUCGAAGACCUAAACCUUCAAGAUCACCACUCAGACUAUAUCCACUCAGAUGACGACUGCUGCACUUACCCUGUCUUCCUUUAAUUUGCUCUUACUAAUCAAUCCCAGGCACCGACUGGUUGCUGGUCAAAGCUCUGUUACACUGCCAUGACCUGUUGCUGCCUUUUAUCCUUGGGGAGUGACCUGAUUGAAGUCCCGCCCUCUCCAAACUUCCAAUGAUCAGAUUGGCCGUUGGUCAAAGCUCAAAGGAACAAACCCUUUGACCCACAGUGGGUGUGGCAAACUAGAUUAGUAAUCAAGUACCUUCUAAUCUAAUCCCAUUUAUCCAAUGUCAAUAUCCUUCAGUUUCAUACACAUUCAUGUGCCUAAGAGCCUCUUGAAUGACCCUUUCAUCUCUGCUUUCACCACCACCCCAUGCAGUGAAUUCUGCACAUGCACUGCUCUGUGUGUUAAAGAAAACUUGCCUCUCCUGCCUCUUUUCACUUUACCCCCUUGCACCUUGAAUUCACGCCCUCUGGUAUUAGACAUUUCAACCCUUUGGAAAAGAUACUCUCCUUCUGCACCUGUGUCUCUCAUAGUCUUAUCUACCUCUAUCAGGUCUCCACUAAGUCUUCACGUUCUUCAGAAAAUAACCCAAGCUUGUCCAACCUCUCCUUAUUGCACGUUCCCUGUAAUCCAAGAAGCAUUCUUUUAAACCUCUUCUAAACUCUCUUCCAAGCGUCCACAUCCUUCCUAUAAUGGGACAAGAAAUUUCACAAUGCACUGUUAUCAGUGAUAAUAAGCCUGUUUCUGAUUCUGACCAGAACAAAGUGCAGUAAUCCACAUGCAGCCUAACUAGAAUUUUAUAACACUGCCACAUAACUUCCUGACUCAUUGACUAAUAAAGGCGAACAAGCCAUAUGCCACCUUUAUCAACCUGUGUAGCCACUUUUAGGGAGCUCUGAACUCGGAUCUUUAGAUGCCUCUGUUCCUCAAUGCUGUUAAGGGUCUUGCCAUUAACAAUCUAAUGUUUCUUUACAUAUGACCUCCCAAAGUACAACACUUCACAAGUAAGCCAGGUUAAACUCCAUUUGCCAUCUCUCUGCCCAUAUCUGCAACUGAUUUGUUUUCUGCUGUACCCUUGCCAGUCUUUUUCACUAUCCACAACAUCACAAAACUUUCUAACAUCCAUGAACAGAUUACCCACCCAUCUAUGUGUGGGCAAGUUACUGAUUGGGAUUCUUAGAGACAGGACCUAUCUGCAUUUGAAAAGACGAGGAUUAGGAUAGUUAGUUUGGUUUUGUGCAUGGAAAAUUGUGCCCUGUGAAUUUAAUAGAGUUUUUUGAAAAGAUGAUCAAGAGGAUUGACAAGGUCAAAUGGUAGAUGUUGUCUAUGUAGAUUUGAGCAAAGCUUUUGACAGGAUCUCAAUAACUAGGUUGAUCCAGAAGGUGAGAUCACAUUGGAUCCAGGGUGAGGUAGACUGUUGGAUACAAAGCUUGGUGAGAAGAGCAGAGGGUGGUAGUGGAGAGGUUUUCAAAUUGAAGGCCUGUGACCAGUGGUAUAUCAUGAGGAUCAGUGUUGUUCACUGUUUUUUGUUAACUAUUUCUGUAACUUAGGAGGCAGUGAUCAUAAUAUGAUAGAAUUCACCUUGCAGUCUGAGAAGGAGAAGCUGAAAUCGGAUGACAAAGAAGAGAAAAACUGCAGAUGCUGGAAAUCUGUGCAAUGCACACAAAAUGCUGGAGGAUCUCAAUAGGCCAGGCAGCAUCUACGGAUGCCGAAGGGUUUCGGCCCAAAGUUUCGACUGGUCUCUUUUCCAUAGAUGAUGCCUGGUCUGCUGAAUUCCUCCAGCAUUUUGUGUGUGUGUGUGUGUGUUCGUCUAAAAUCAGAUGUAUCAGCAUUACAGUGGAGUAAAGGGAAUUACAGAGGAAUGAGUGAGUAGCUGGCCAAAGUUGAUUGGAAGGGGACACCCACAGGGAUGACAACAGGGAGCAGUAAUGGCUGAAGUUUCUGGGACCAAUUUGAAAGGAGCAGGAUAGAUUCGUCCCAAGGAAGUAGUAUUCUAAAGAGCAAAUGAGGCAACUGUGGCUAAAAGGGGAGGUCAAAGACAGUACAAAAGCUGAAGAGGGCAAAACAUAGCAAAAAUUAGUGGAAAGCUAGGAGAAUGGGAAGCUUUUUAAAAAAACAGAAGGCACCAAAAAAAAGGAAAGAACAGAUGAAAUAUGAAGAAACUAAAAGAGAUUGCAUUUCCAAAGGCUGAGCAGUUGAAGAGUGAGCUUCUGAAGAGAUAUGGGAUCGAAUACGCAGAGUUCCAGGAGCAGAAGCAGAGGGAAGCUGAGGGGUUUGCGCACCAGCUGGCCCGGCAGCAGCAGCUCGAAGAUGAAAAGCAGAGGGUGGCAAGAAUGCGACAGCAGCAAGCUGAACAGGAGGAGUUCCGUGCCUUUGAGGAGAUGAUUCGGAAGAAGCAGCUGGAGAAGGAGCGACUAGAAGUGCUGGAGGAAUUCGCAAAACCAGAAAGCCCUCCCGCAUCGAAGGACUACCCCCUUAUCCCUGGCGUUACGAGACCACCGAGUGCUAGUAGCCCAUCAUGGCCUGCUUCAAGUGUUCCCAAUGCUGGUCCGCCUGUCAUAGAUCGUUCAACAAAGCCCACAACCUUUGGAACCAACUGGAACAAUUUUUCUGCAGACAAACUCCGUAAUGUGGCAAUUCCCAACGGCCUGUGUCAGCAGUUUCUCCAGCUCGCUGAGGCCAAUACAGCCCAAGGAGUGGAAACCUGUGGGAUACUCUGUGGAAAAUUGCUGCAUAAUGAGUUUACUAUAACACACGUGAUCGUACCCAAACAAAACGCGGGCCCUGAUUACUGUAACACAGAGAACGAAGAGGAACUCUUCCUUAUUCAAGACCACAAUGACCUGAUAACGUUGGGCUGGAUACAUACCCAUCCAACACAGACUGCGUUCCUGUCCAGCGUGGACCUUCAUACCCACUGCUCCUACCAGAUCAUGCUUCCAGAAGCCAUAGCAAUCGUUUGUUCACCCAAGUACAGUGAGUCAGCAUUUUUCAGAUUGACUGAGCACGGAAUGGAUGAGAUUUCUUCCUGUAAGCAGAAAGGUUUUCACCCGCAUGUUAAGAAUCCCCCUCUGUUCAAUACAUGCUCACACGUUUCCGUCAUUGAGACCAACGUUACAAUCCUGGAUCUUCGGUGAUUGCUGCCUUUCAAGUGUCUUUGGUUUCCAUAGAAACCGUUAACAGUGAUGUCACUCUAGUUCUUCAGGUAGAAACUCCUGUAGCUUCAACAGUUACAAAUUGAGCUUUUGUUUCAAGUGUUUUAGUCUAAAAUACUAAAUUCUUGUCAAUUCUACCUUGUACAGAAUAUGUAAUUGCCUUUAUUUAAAUACCUGCACUGCUGCACUUAAUCAAACAUGAUGCCUAUUAACUUUUUUUUCAGUAUAUCGGUCAUUUGUUGACUCUUUUUGAUCUAACAGUUGUCUCUGUAUAUCAAUAAACCAAGUGUGAUCAUU
Hypanus sabinus (Atlantic stingray) is the source of this 4228-nucleotide messenger RNA. Its product is annotated as STAM-binding protein-like. The record is from RefSeq and is a predicted model, not a curated record. NCBI's taxonomy places the organism in Eukaryota, Metazoa, Chordata, Chondrichthyes, Myliobatiformes, Dasyatidae. Gene Ontology annotation, cellular component: cleavage furrow; endosome. Gene Ontology annotation, molecular function: K63-linked deubiquitinase activity; metal-dependent deubiquitinase activity; protein binding. Bases 2930 to 3913 code for a protein of 327 amino acids. The transcript is spliced from 8 exons. Gene Ontology annotation, biological process: protein K63-linked deubiquitination.